Molecule: messenger RNA, 399 nt
Organism: Fomitiporia mediterranea MF3/22
Lineage: Eukaryota; Fungi; Basidiomycota; Agaricomycetes; Hymenochaetales; Hymenochaetaceae
Exons: 2
Coding region: 1-399 (132 amino acids)
Source: RefSeq, a predicted model, not a curated record
AUGCCUAGUUCAUCAUAUGACUUCCGGCCGCUAGCAGCAGCACAAGAUGCUACGAUCGCUGCAGUACUUGAACCCGAUAGGCGAUCGCCUCCCCCCGGUAGUCGACCUGUACUACGUCUCGUCUGCUCGACGGAGGACGAACACGUUUUGAGCGCACACUUACCGGGUUUCGCUCCGGAAAUGGUCACUGUAUCCACACGCAAGGAGGACAGGCUAGCCGUCGUCGCGGAUCUAUGGCAUGCGGAGAGCAAUUGUCAUCACGAGUGGCUUGUCGUGUUCUCUUCACGCGACGCGAACGUGCUGCAGACGCGCGCUCAGUUCUCCGCCGACGGCAUGCUUACUAUCCAUAUUCCCCGUCGCAAAGGAAACUAUUAUUGGACUCGAAGCAGACUCCGUUGA